Salvelinus fontinalis (brook trout) is the source of this 3117-nucleotide messenger RNA. RefSeq names its product RING finger protein 44-like. Lineage: Eukaryota; Metazoa; Chordata; Actinopteri; Salmoniformes; Salmonidae. The coding region runs from base 511 to 1836 and encodes 441 amino acids. The transcript is spliced from 12 exons. The record is from RefSeq and is a predicted model, not a curated record.
GUGCGCUCUCUCAAAUGCGCCCAAAUGGGGGUAAACCGUUUACUGCGAACCCUCAAAACAAGUGUCAGGGUGCUCUACCAGCUAUGUACAAUCAGCUGGAGUAUAUUGUGAUUACAAUUUUUGCGGCGUUUAGUCAUAAAUCCCGUGUAGGAUGUUGGUUUCAGGUGUUUUGUAAUACAAGGUAUAAUGUAUGUACCUUUCUUUACAAUAGUGGUGAAAUCCACGGAAUGUUCCACAUAGGAACAGCUGACGACAAUGCCGCACCGAAAAUAUGAACGAGAUAUGAAGGAUUACAAGGAGUAUCAUUAAAUCAAAUGUUUGCUAAUUAACAACCAGGCAAUUCUCAAUGUCUGUCGCUCCCGUUACUGGCCCACUUCACUGUAUUCCACAGAUAAAUAUCCUGUGCAAGCACCACUAUAGGUAAAGCCAGAGGUUAGAAGGCACACGUGCCUCCAGCACCCCUGCUCUCCUCUUCCAGAGUGUGACUCGUCGGUCCCCACGACGUCACCAAUGCGACCAUGGGAAAUAGCAGUGAAUAGGCGGCCACCGACAGCCCCCUUGAACCAGAGGAGGUUCCUAGGAGAGCCCUGCAACACCCCAGUGCACCUCAGGAGAAGCCCGCCAGUGAGACGACAGUGGGGGAGUCGAGACCGACCGGUUGUACUCCACAGCGCCUUGCUCCAGGACUUCCACCACCCUCUCUUCUCCCAGCAACAUCAGCAGGUUCUUUUAGAUGAGUCCAGACAAUACAGCCACGCCAGUGCACCGCCACGCAUGCUUCACCCUGCCGCACACCCACCUCAGCAUCAACAGACCCCCGUCAUGGUGGAGCUACACGACCAGGGAUCCGUUCCCAUCUCUUACACUGUUACCACGGUGACGACGCACGGUUUCCCCAUCCACGCCGGGCAACCUCUCCCAGGGUGCAACAGUCAGCAGCUCCCAGCAUGCUCGGUAAUGUUCAGCGGACAGCUCUCUCUGCUCUGCUGCCUUCCUCCUCCUCUCAUCCAAGCCUGUACAAUGCAGCAUUUGCCAGUGUCUUACCAAGCUUUUCCACCCCUGAUCUCCAGCGAACAUUUUAUAUUGCACCCCAACCCUGCGGGGCCGCCCCCCCACCACCAGCCUCCUCACCUUACUCGUCUCAGCCAGUUUCUCCCUCUCCAGAGGCAGCACCCACGCAUGCCUCUCCAGAGGGUAGAGAAUGAAGUGGACCUCAGGGGGGACCAGCAUCCAUUAGGAACGUUCUCUUACCCUGCCUCGAGUCACCACCACCCACCAGCGAUGCCUCCCUCUGUCCCCCUCCAGUACCUCCCUCAGGAGCCUCUGCACCAGGAGAUUCCCUUCCCAGUGCCAUACCCCCAGAUGCUGCCGCGACGUGUCAGUGGCCACAGGUACCGGUUACAGCAGCCCCUGCCCCCGCCGCUCCCACCUCCCUACUACCCAGGCUUCCUGCCGUACUUCCUGUCAAUGCUUCCUGUGUCUCCUACAGCAGUGGGACCAGCCAUCAGUCUGGACCUGGAUGGAGAUGAUGUGGAGAUGGAGAACUAUGAGGCAUUACUGAACCUGGCUGAGCGUCUGGGAGAGGCUAAACCACGAGGAAUCACCAAGGCAGACAUUGAACAGCUUCCAUCCUACAGGUUCAACCUCGACAACCAUCAAUCUGAACAAACGCUGUGUGUUGUGUGCUUUAGUGACUUUGAGUGUAGGCAGCUACUGAGGGUAUUACCCUGCAACCACGAGUUCCACGCUAAGUGUGUCGACAAAUGGUUAAAGACCAAUCGCACUUGUCCAAUCUGCCGGGCGAACGCGUCAGAGGUGCACCGCGAGGUGGAGUGACUGAUACCCAGGCUUUUGGAUUGGAAAGCAGCACAAAACUAAACCCACAGAGUCUGUCUGUCUUAGCGCCUGCCUGGGUACGCCUGCCACCUACCCUGCCUGUGUCCUGCGCCCCCCCCCCCCCCCACACACACACACACAACUACUCCUGCCCCACCUCAACAACAAUAAGCAAUCUAAGAUUGUAUGUUUGAAGCCCCUCCCUCGGUCGUACCUCUGCUGUGCUUCUACUGCUGCGUCUGAUGAAAAAGCUUCUGCCCGCUACCAACCCAUAGCCACAGAGUAGUCCUGUCCGUCUGUCUGCCUGGGAUAGCCAUUGAUCCACCACCUCGAUCUGCUCCUCUGCCUGCCCCAGUGUUGCAGAUUCCAAAGAUGUGACCUACCAUAUGUUGCUAUCGUCGUAGGGCUUUUACGUUUACAAGUUUUUACAUUUUUUUUUUUUGUUAUCUUGUGGUUUUUGGUUAGUUCUUUGUGACAGAGGAGAGUUGGAGUUUCCUGCAUGGUGAUGGUGAUGGGGGGGGGGGUUAAGGACCUGGUGGAGCAGAGAGAGGCGUCACACGUUGUUAAAUCAGCAGGACAAUAAUAGGAAUACUUCAACAUGGUUAAAACUGUAGGAGACGAGACCAUUCCACUGGCUUGGAGGAGAAGUCUGGCUGACUGACCGUCAUAGUACUGUAGGAGACGAGACCAUUCCACUGGCUUGGAGGAGAAGUCUGGCUGACUGACUGACUGUCAUAGUACUGUAGGAGACGAGACCAUUCCACUGGCUUGGAGGAGAAGUCUGGCUGACUGACUGACUGUCAUAGUACUGUAGGAGACGAGACCAUUCCACUGGCUUGGAGGAGAAGUCUGGCUGACUGACUGUCAUAGUACUGUAGGAGACGAGACCAUUCCACUGGCUUGGAGGAGAAGUCUGGCUGACUGACCGUCAUAGUACUGUAGGAGACGAGACCAUUCCACUGGCUUGGAGGAGGAGAAGUCUGGCUGACUGACUGACUGUCAUAGUACUGUAGGAGACGAGACCAUUCCACUGGCUUGGAGGAGAAGUCUGGCUGACUGACUGUCAUAGUACUGUAGGAGACGAGACCAUUCCACUGGCUUGGAGGAGAAGUCUGGCUGACUGACUGUCAUAGUACUGUAGGAGACGAGACCAUUCCACUGGCUUGGAGGAGAAGUCUGGCUGACUGACAGUCAUAGAUGCAUGUUUGUGUAGGUGACUGUUGGGGCAAAGUGACCUGUUAAUAAUGUAUGUUUUGCAAUAAUGUAUUGAUGAUUUCAAUA